Messenger RNA from Oryctolagus cuniculus (rabbit), 8739 nucleotides. It is a transcript of the gene ZNF609, whose product is annotated as zinc finger protein 609. Gene Ontology annotation, biological process: regulation of transcription by RNA polymerase II. The record is from RefSeq and is a predicted model, not a curated record. NCBI's taxonomy places the organism in Eukaryota, Metazoa, Chordata, Mammalia, Lagomorpha, Leporidae. Gene Ontology annotation, cellular component: nucleus.
GGGGAGGGGGCGGAGAGCCGGAGCCGGGGCGGGGUGGGGGGAGGGGCCGCGGGAACGGAUGGCGGCCUGGGCGCCGUAGCAGCGGCGGCUCUACGGCCCGGGGCCCGGGCGGGCGGAGGUGGCGGCUCCCGGGACCGGCCGCGCGCAAUGAUGUUGUCCACUGGGCAUGUACUGACCAAUGUGGCAGGUCUGAGAACAUAGCUGAAGCUGAAAAUAGGAAAGCUGGGGGCAAGGAAGAGCCUUGAAUCUUGAGGUGGGACGUUGACUCUAAGAUGUCCUUGAGCAGUGGAGCCUCCGGAGGGAAAGGAGUGGAUGCAAACCCGGUUGAGACAUACGACAGUGGGGAUGAAUGGGACAUUGGAGUAGGGAAUCUCAUCAUUGACCUGGACGCCGAUCUGGAAAAGGACCAGCAGAAACUGGAAAUGUCAGGCUCAAAGGAGGUGGGGAUACCAGCUCCCAAUGCUGUGGCCACACUACCAGACAACAUCAAGUUUGUGACCCCAGUGCCAGGUCCUCAAGGGAAGGAAGGCAAAUCAAAAUCCAAAAGGAAUAAGAGUGGCAAAGACACUAACAAACCCACUCCAGGGACUUCCUUGUUCACUCCAAGUGAGGGGGCAGCUAGCAAGAAAGAGGUGCAGGGGCGCUCAGCAGAUGGUGCCAAUGCAGGAGGUCUGGUUGCUGCUAUUGCUCCCAAGGGCUCAGAGAAGGCGACUAAGGCGUCCCGCAGUGUAGCCGGCUCCAAAAAGGAGAAGGAGAACAGUUCGUCUAAGAGCAAGAAGGAGAGAAGCGAAGGAGUGGGGACUUGUUCAGAAAAGGAUCCUGGGGUCCUCCAGCCAGUUUCCUUAGGAGGACGGGGUGGUCAGUAUGAUGGAAGUGCAGGGGUGGAUACAGGAGCUGUGGAGCCACUUGGGAGUAUAGCUAUUGAGCCUGGGGCAGCGCUCAAUCCUUUGGGAGCUAAACCGGAGCCAGAGGAAGGGGAGAAUGAGUGUCGCCCGCUAAAGAAAGUCAAGUCUGAAAAGAUGGAGUCCCCUGUCUCCACACCAGCGGUGCUACCACUACACCUUUUGGUGCCAGUGGUCAAUAAUGACAUCUCAUCUCCCUGUGAGCAGAUCAUGGUUCGUACCCGAUCAGUUGGAGUCAACACAUGUGAUGUGGCUCUAGCCACAGAACCUGAGUGCUUGGGCCCCUGUGAGCCUGGCACCAGUGUCAACCUUGAAGGCAUCGUGUGGCAGGAAACAGAAGAUGGGAUGUUGGUGGUAAAUGUGACAUGGAGGAACAAGACCUAUGUAGGUACCCUUCUUGACUGCACACGGCAUGACUGGGCGCCCCCAAGGUUCUGUGACUCCCCCACCAGUGACUUGGAAAUGCGCAAUGGGCGGGGUCGAGGCAAACGCAUGCGUCCCAACAGUAACACACCUGUCAAUGAGACAGCCGCUGCUUCUGACAGCAAAGGGACUAGCAGCAGCAGCAAAACCCGAGCGGGAGCCAACAGCAAAGGCCGUCGGGGCAGCCAGAAUUCGUCAGAGCAUCGCCCACCUGCCAGCAGCACUUCGGAGGAUGUCAAGGCCAGCCCUUCCUCGGCUAAUAAGCGAAAAAACAAGCCCCUCUCAGACAUGGAGCUGAAUUCCAGCUCAGAGGACUCCAAAGGGAGCAAGCGUGUCCGGACGAAUUCCAUGGGCUCAGCCACUGGCCCCCUCCCUGGGACCAAGGUAGAACCCACUGUUGUGGACAGAAAUUGUCCCUCCCCGGUCCUGAUUGACUGUCCCCACCCAAACUGCAACAAGAAGUACAAGCACAUCAAUGGGCUUAAGUACCACCAAGCUCAUGCCCACACGGAUGAUGACAGCAAGCCGGAAGCAGACGGGGACAGUGAGUAUGGGGAGGAGCCCAGCCUCCACGCAGACCUCGCCGGCUGCAAUGGCGCAGCGCUGUCACAAAAAGGUUCCCUGUCCCCUGCCCGCUCAGCUACCCCCAAAGUUCGGCUCGUAGAGCCCCAUAGUCCUUCUCCUUCAAGCAAAUUCAGCACAAAAGGCCUCUGUAAGAAAAAGUUGAGUGGGGAAGGGGACACAGACCUCGGGGCCUUAUCCAAUGACGGCUCUGAUGACGGGCCCUCGGUCAUGGAUGAAACAAGCAAUGAUGCCUUUGACUCUUUGGAAAGGAAGUGUGUAGAAAAAGAAAAAUGCAAAAAACCGUCUGGUUUGAAACCUGAAAAGAUUCCUUCCAAGAGCUUGAAGUCCGCCCGGCCCAUUGCCCCUGCCAUCGCCCCACAGCAGAUGUACACCUUGCAGACGGCUGCCUUCACUGCAGCCAACCCAGGCCCCUCCGCGGGCCUCACCGCCACCGUGGUCCAGGCCGUGCCCAGCAGUCCCCAGCUCAAGCCCAUUCAGCCCAAGCCCACGGUCAUGGGAGAACCGUUCACGGUCAACCCUGCCUUGACUCCAGCCAAGGACAAGAAGAAGAAAGACAAAAAAAAGAAGGAGUCUUCAAAGGAACUGGAAAGUCCCCUGACUCCGGGGAAGGUGUGUCGCGCAGAGGACGGCAAGAGCCCCUUCAGGGAAUCGUCGGCAGAUGGGAUGAAAAUGGAGGGGCUCCUCAAUGGCUCGUCAGACCCCCACCAGAGCCGCCUCGCUAGCAUCAAGGCUGAGGCUGACAAGAUCUACAGCUUCACGGACAAUGCCCCCAGCCCUUCCAUCGGAGGCGGCAGCCGCCUCGAUAGCACUACCCCCACCCAGCCCCUGACUCCCUUACACGUGGUGACGCAGAACGGAGCCGAAGGCAGCUCCGUCAAGACCAACAGCCCUGCCUACUCCGACAUCUCUGACGCUGGGGAGGACGGGGAGGGCAAGGUGGACAGCGUCAAGUCGAAGGACUCUGAGCAGCUGGUUAAGGAAGGGGCUAAGAAGACGCUGUUCCCCCCCCAAGCUCAGAGCAAAGAGUCGCCGUACUACCAAGGCUUCGAGAGCUACUACUCUCCAAGCUACGCGCAGUCCAGCCCAGGGGCCCUGAACCCCGGCAGCCAGGCAGGAGUGGAGAGCCAGGCCCUGAAGACAAAAAAGGAUGACGAGCCCGAGAGUCUGGAGGGGAAGGCGAAGAGCGACGGCUGCGAGGAGAAGAAGCCCGAGCUGAGCAGCUCCAGCCAGCAGCCCUCGGUCAUCCAGCAGCGGCCCAGCAUGUACAUGCAGUCCCUGUACUACAACCAGUACGCCUACGUGCCGCCCUACGGCUACAGCGACCAGAGCUACCACACCCACCUGCUGAGCACCAACACGGCCUACCGGCAGCAGUACGAAGAGCAGCAGAAGCGGCAGAGCCUGGAGCAGCAGCCGCGGGGACUGGACAAGAAGGCAGAGUUGGGCCUGAAGGAGCGGGAGGCGGCCCUCAAGGAGGAGUGGAAGCAGAAGCCGUCGGUUCCCCCGACUCUCACCAAGGCCCCCAGCCUGACAGACCUGGUGAAGGCGGGGCCCGGCAAGGCCAAGGAGCCCGGGGCGGACCCUGCCAAGUCGGUCAUCAUCCCCAAGCUCGACGACUCCUCCAAGCUCCCCGGCCAGGCCCCGGAGGGCCUUAAAGCGAAGCUGAGUGAGGCCGGCCACCUAGGCAAGGAGGCCACCGAGGCUAAGACAGGUGCCGAGUGUGGCCGGCAGGCAGAGGUGGAUCCGAUACUCUGGUACCGACAGGAGGCAGAGCCCCGGAUGUGGACAUAUGUUUAUCCUGCCAAGUACUCCGACAUCAAGUCAGAGGAUGAACGGUGGAAGGAGGAGCGGGAUCGCAAAUUGAAGGAGGAAAGGAGUCGGAGUAAGGACUCUGUCCCCAAGGAGGAUGGGAAGGAAAGCACAAGUAGUGACUGCAAGCUGCCCACGACUGAGGAGUCCCGCCUUGGGAGCAAGGAGCCCCGGCCAAGUGUCCAUGUGCCUGUGUCCUCCCCCCUCACCCAGCACCAGUCCUACAUUCCCUACAUGCACGGCUACUCCUACAGCCAGUCCUAUGACCCCAACCACCCCAGCUACCGGGGCAUGCCUGCUGUGAUGAUGCAGAACUACCCAGGUUCCUACUUGCCUUCCAGCUACUCUUUCUCCCCGUAUGGCAGCAAGGUCUCAGGUGGCGAAGACGCUGACAAGGCGCGAGCCAGCCCCAGUGUCAGCUGUAAAGCCAGCUCUGAGUCCAAAGCCCUGGACAUCUUGCAGCAACACGCCAGUCACUACAAGAGCAAGUCUCCCACGAUAAGUGAUAAAGCUUCUCAGGAGAGAGAUCGGGGAGGCUGCGGGGUAGUUGGGGGUGGUGGCAGCUGUAGCAGCGUCGGGGGAGCAGGCGGGGGUGAACGCAGCGUCGACCGGCCCCGCACUUCUCCUUCCCAGCGCCUGAUGUCCACACACCACCACCACCACCACUUGGGGUACUCACUGCUCCCAGCACAGUACAACCUACCCUAUGCAGCAGCAGGGCUCUCUUCUACCGCCAUUGUUGCCAGCCAGCAAGGCUCAACCCCCUCGCUCUACCCACCCCCCAGGAGGUGAGAAUGAACACCAAGUGCCCGGAUAAAGUCAGCUUCACGGGCCCGGACUGGCUCACACAAGGAGGUGCUGGAGGUGCCAUUUAGACAUCAGUUAAAUGGUGUUGAUCAUCCUGUUUGCCGUUUCCACUGCGACCGAAGGCAGGCCCUUGGCUGUCUCGCCUCUACCAGACCCUUGGACUCCCCGACCCUCCCUCUUCCUCAGGAGCUGGCAAGCUGGUACUUAGCGAAAUAUUUAUUCUCUCGGCCACAGUCAAGACUGUUGUGGCCUCUGUGGAGAUGAAGGCAUGGGGAGUAGCCAGGGGAAUAUGGCCUCAGCCCAGAGGAGUCACUGCUCUGUUCCCCAAAGCCAGGUCUGCUGCCAUGGCAGUGCCGCCCUCCCCCGCCCCCAGGAGGGACCUCCAGGUACUGCGUAAUGCUGAAGACAGCACAGCAGCCAUACCCCUCUCACCGUCGUCACCACCACCAGACCCUGCAUCUCCCCAGUGGUCUGGGCCCUGGGCAUUGGCAGCACGUGGAGGAAUUAGAAUCUCAGGAAAGAAACCGGGGGUUGUUUUCCCUAUUGUGAAAACAAGGUCUUCAAACACGGAGACUUCUCCCUCUUACAUGAGCACAUGUAAACGCUCAGAGCCCAGCCUGGGAAGGAAGACCAAGGCGUUUGUCCCACCACGGCCUUGAGCUCCCUGCCAGGCAGAGGGCAGGGGUCCAUCACCAGCACAGGGCUCUCCAGGGAUUCUGGGAGUACGCCGGGCUGGAACAUGGAGUCUGUGAAGUAGAAGCUGCAUCCCCCUACGAAGUCCUGCUGCUUCUUUCCCCAACUCCUCGCCCUGUUCUCUUCCCUCCUAACCCCUUGGAGCCUUUCCCAGGGGACCCCCACACUGCCCUCCCCGCUUCUUUUCCAUUGCUUGGCCCUUAAGACUCAGGCAGGUCACGUGGUCUUUUCCCCAGCACUGGGGACCCUCAGAGUUUGCCGGGUCACCUGAGGGCAAGGCCCCAGCAGUGUCCACUUGACCAUCUGAGUGUCUUCCUCACUUAGGGCCACAGACGCAGAGAAUCCAGUUCCUGUCUGCAAACACGCGAUUUUAUAUAGCCCAAUCGAUAACCCCCAUGUGUGCCAAUAGAAGCCGUGUUCGUGACACACAUUUUUGUUUUAGGGGCCACGGCCAUGGGAGGUUAUUUAUUCCUUAGACCUGGGAAAACCACCUAGAAGCGUUACUCAUCGAGUGCACAGCGCGCUCAGCGGAUCUGUGCCCCGCGGCGGCGGACGGGCCUGCGGGUCUGCGGGCCUGCGGGCUGCGGGUCUGGCCCACCGUGGAGGUGCAGCUGCCGCCCGCCCGAGCUUGCUGCUCCGUGCUGGGAGAGUGCUGGUUCGGAAGCUUUCCUGGAGUCACUUCCUCCCCAGGGCGUGGGGAGCUUUCGCUCCUACUCUGCUUUUGAGGUGUCAGCCCUUCCCUCUCCUCCCCUCCCGUCUUUCCUGGACCCUCUGGGUUGAGACAGAGCUCACGAGUGACAGACACCAGCUAGGCUAAACAAGAGCGUUUAUGUCCAGAGUGCCAAAGCGGCUAAGAGAAGGAACUUGGCUCUGAUUCACUCUGGAGCGGGGCAGGCGGGGGACAGUAAGCACAAUGCCCAGUAGGGGGCGGUCUCUAUGAACCUAAAGCCCUAUCAGAGACCGACUUAGGGACGUUUUUCCAAGGGGAACCCCUCCGACCCAUGGCCCUUCCUAUAGGUUUCCAUUCAAGUUGGGUUCUGAGUCCUCCCAAAGAACCCAUUGUUUUAGACCUCGCGACAGCCCCCAGGAAGCUUCCGUCACACGUCGCCCCUCUGCCUGCUGCCCGUGAGCAGCAACUUUCGCCCCUCACUUCCCCUCUCCUGAGGCAGCCCUGCCAAGAGGGAAACUGAAUUUCAGCCCGAUUUGCCCUCCCAGGCUCCUGUGGGGCGGAGGCAAGGCCCGUCUACGUUCCUGUUUGUUUUAAAUACUGUCGUGUGUUCUGUACUACCUGUGGCACUGGCCUGCAGCGUGCUCUGUACAUAUUGUAAAGAAACUGUCGGGAGUGAUCCUCUGUCUCCCUGGGCAGGCGCGGCCCCACCUCCCCGCCCUUUCCGCUUUGUUCUCUGGAGAGGAGGAGCUUCUGUAUUCGCAGGGCAGCCUUGGGUUCUGCGGAAGGGAACCGCUUUUCUUUUCCCUUAAAAACAUUUGGCUCUUUGAUCCUUACACCCAAGCCCCCCUUGAGGAGUCAGAGAUGCCCAGCAGAGCAGGCAAAAGUGCCCGUGGCCCAGCGGCGGUCCUUUCCCAGGGACCCCCACCUGGAUCCCUUCACUGUUUCCGGGAGGGGCCCGGCUUCCCUCUGUGAAAUGACAGGAAAGCAGCGACAGCAACCUGAGGGUCCUUGACAGUGCCGAGUCCACCCCAGGCUCUGCUCCACAUGGGGAGGGGACACUUAGGUGCGGGCGACCUCUGGCACCCACCAUCAGAGGGAUGUGACACUCAGCAGGGAUCCCCGCCCCACAAGCCACGUCUGCACAGGUUUGCUGCUAAGGGCCCAGACCCAGCCUCUCUCUCAGCCACACCUGCUGCUCCUUGGGCUCCCCAUGGAAAAGAAGCGAAAGGGACGUGCGCCUCCUCCCCAGGGAGGCUAGCCAAGGCCUGGAUCGCGCCUCUUCGGGAUUCACGGCGACUUUGCCCUCAUUGAAGGUGUGCCAGUUCCCUGCGUCCCCUUCCUCUCCCUUGUACAUGUGAAUGUACGUGGACGAGAUGUCCUUCUUACCCCCUUCUCUCCACACAUCUCAAGGUCAAAAGAAACACACAAAAGGCUGAGGUCACCCCGUGAAAUCAAAUGGUGAUUUCCUGAGUCUCUUCUCUGCAGGCUCCGAAGCAGGGGUGGGAGGACUUAGCUUCGGGAGUUAGGAGAUAAGACUGCAGAAGGGCUAGAGAAUUCUUGUACGUGGCUUUGAGGCCACCCCUGUCACUUACUAACCCACAUAACCUAGUCACCACCCAGAUGUCUACUCUGAUGCCCCAAGAUUUAACUGGGCAGCUAGUCGGCCUCGUAAUUCUGGGCCUUCGUCAUUUGUUUUAUUACCAGGGCAUCCCAGGAAGCUCCCCAGUGAUCCCCUGCCAUGGGCCCCUCCUGGGAUCAAGCCCCUCCCAGGCCCUGUCCCCAGCCCCUCCUGCCCCAGCCCCCCCGCUUGCCUUGGUGCUCAGCCCUCCCACUGGGAGCAGGUUGGGGCGAGCUGGAGGCCCGGGCUGGAGGGGCAGUGUUGUUGUUCAUAGCUUUUGUUCCAUUGGUGUUGCUCUGUUGGAUUUAAUUUCAGUCUUCCUGAUUCUUCCCUUCUGUAAAGUGUACAUUACCAAGUUCCUUGUUUUUUAUAUAUAUAUAUAAAUAUAUAUAUAUACAAACUGUACUCUUUUUGCCUUUGUACAUUCAGGCAAGAAGAGAAAAUAAAUCUUUUUAAGAGACAAUCAAAAAUCUGUGAGGGCUGCUGGUUAUUUCUCCUGGGGUUUGCUGCUGAGCUGCCGCCUCCCGUCCCCACCUGUCCUCUCCCUAAGCCCCUGCUCCUGCCCCUGCUCCACGUGCGUCCUCAGCUUCUUCCCUGGCUGACAGCAAGUCGUUGAACCGGCGUCCGGACUGCCUGCCCGCAGCCCUUUCCUGCCCAUCACUGUUCGCUGGCUCAGUCCGGGAGCUCUGUCCUGCGCCCCAGCCUGCCUUCCCCUCACCUCUAGAUCCCAUUCACCGAAGUGGCUUAGGACCCCUGGGAACCCUGACCCAUCGUCCAGAGGCCCUGCUUUGGACACGAGCCUGUGUAACUAUGCAGCUGGGAGCUCUCUGCCCAAGAGUUUGCACUACUUAGACCUGCCUGGUGUUCAGGAUGGAUGGCUUUUAGGAAACUACCCCCACACUCCUCCCCCGCCCUUACAUCCAGCCUACAGAGUGCCUGAUCCAGAGCCCAGCGGCUCGCUCACUGGCUCAUUCAGGGCCGGUGGACUGCUACAGUUACCCCUCAGAACCAGGGCUAAGGGCGGAUGGGUCAAGCGCGUCUGCUCAAACUCCAAAGGGUGAUGCGUCCGAAACAGCCCCACCAUUGUCGGGCCGCUUCCUCUUCCCGCCCCUUCCUCCUCCUCCGUCCUCUUCUCACCACUCCCUCUUCUUAACUGGCUUUGGAAUUGAAAUAUAUUUUUAAAUUAUUUGUUGUAUUUAUUGAAUAAAGUUUUUAAUGUCCCUGUUCUUAAA